Molecule: messenger RNA, 1849 nt
Organism: Annulohypoxylon truncatum
Lineage: Eukaryota; Fungi; Ascomycota; Sordariomycetes; Xylariales; Hypoxylaceae
Product: DNA glycosylase
Exons: 1
Coding region: 386-1702 (438 amino acids)
Biological process (GO): base-excision repair; base-excision repair, AP site formation; DNA alkylation repair
Cellular component (GO): nucleus; protein-DNA complex
Molecular function (GO): DNA-7-methylguanine glycosylase activity; alkylated DNA binding; DNA-3-methyladenine glycosylase activity
Source: RefSeq, a predicted model, not a curated record
AUAUCUUUUUAUGUAAGCUACCUACAUAUGAGUCAGGUGCGGAUUAUCUCAUUGGCUCGAUCGCUCCUUAACUGGGUGACAAAGCAAAGGCGCGGGUUGACAAGAUAAAACGCGGUAUUCUUCAUAUAAGAUACCAUAUACAACCUCAGGUCAAUUUUCAAUGUGCUCUACUGUAUUUCAAUCGUCUUUUCUUAGAACUAACUCAUUUCACAAGGAACGAACGUCUUGUUUGUCGUGCUUAUUCGUGGCAGUUCCCAGUCUAUGAUCCUCAUUAAAAACAAGCACAGCGCAUCUCGGAUGUAUCUUACCAUCAUGUACAUAUAGUACAUACAUUUCAGCUCCAGCCCUUGAAAGAUAAUUAUGCUCACUUGCCUACGAACUACGCAUGUUUCUUCGGGGUAGUAGAAACCUCUUUUUCGGAGUUCAAUCUCACGCUAGCAAGUUAACCGGCCGAAAAGAUCAGAUAACCACCUACUUCAUAGUACAGAGACUUAGGUACUCAUGCAGCAGUAGACUUAAGGGACACCUACAUAUAUCCCUACAGGACCAUCACGUCCGGCGCUCAGCGGCAGUUCCAUCUAACAGCCACCGGAUAGCAACCAUGGCUACACGCAGAUCCGCGCGAGUUGCGGCGGCAUCAGCAACGCCAGACAUCACAGACGCUCCUCCGGCUGCUCCGGCCGCUAAAGUGCCAAGGGGGCGGAAAAGAAAGACAGCACCAGAGACAUCGCAGCAAGAAGGUUUCAAGGAGAACGCGGAAGAAAAUGCGGCCCCGGAAGCACCUACAACUCCCAAAAGGCGCCGUACCCGGAAGCCUGCCGACCCUCCAGCAACGCCUACGCCAAGUAACGCAAAGCUGAUCAGUGAGCCGGUCACAGCCCACGAGACCCCGAAACCGAAACCGGCCGCUGUGAGGCGACUGGCAGACCCAAACGCCACCAACGCAACGCUUCUCUCGCCAGAGACAUCUCGAGUCAUAACCAGAGAAAUCCCUCCGUCUGGAUCAGCUGACGAGACCACAACGACCAACAUCCUCGACGAAGCCUGCAAGCAUCUCAUCAGCGUCGACCCGCGGAUGAAGCCGCUGAUCGAUAAGCAUCACUGCUCGCUCUUCUCGGCGGAGGGCCUGGGCGAGAAGGUCGACCCCUUCGAAUCCCUCUGCAGCGGCAUCAUCUCGCAGCAGGUAUCCGGGGCGGCGGCCCGGUCCAUCAAGCAGAAGUUCAUCGGCCUCUUCGUCGAGAACGACGGCAAGUUCCCGCACCCGUCGCAGGUCGCGGCGUGCACCAUCGAGCGGCUGCGCACGGCGGGUCUCUCGCAGCGCAAGGCCGAGUACGUGCAAGGGCUCGCGGAGAAGUUCACCAGCGGCGAGCUGAGCGCACAGACUCUGGCGGACGCGCCGUACGACGUCGUGCUGGAGAAGCUGAUCGCGGUGAGGGGCCUGGGCAAGUGGUCGGUCGAGAUGUUCGCGUGUUUUGGUUUGAAGAGAAUGGACGUCUUCUCCCUCGGCGACCUGGGCGUCCAGAGGGGGAUGGCCGCGUUCGUCGGACGGGACGUGUCCAAGCUGAAGAAGAAAGGCGGCAAGUGGAAAUAUAUGUCGGAGGACGAGAUGAAGGAGAUAUCGGACAGGUUUGCCCCGUAUAGGAGCGUCUUUAUGUGGUAUAUGUGGAGAGCCUCGGAUACCGAAGUGGUGGCACUGGAGUAGUCUUAGACACUAAGGUUUAACUAAACUCGUAUUUGAAGACAUGAACAAUGCCUUGACGAUGCGAUUUUACGGCUAAUAAGCCAUAUGUUCCAACUUAUGGGUUAUUCCACUUAUUCUUGUAUUGGAAAAAGAGCAUGUUGUAUUCUC